Messenger RNA from Cynoglossus semilaevis (tongue sole), 4536 nucleotides. It is a transcript of the gene josd1, whose product is annotated as Josephin domain containing 1. The coding region runs from base 716 to 1504 and encodes 262 amino acids. NCBI's taxonomy places the organism in Eukaryota, Metazoa, Chordata, Actinopteri, Pleuronectiformes, Cynoglossidae. The record is from RefSeq and is a predicted model, not a curated record. Gene Ontology annotation, molecular function: cysteine-type deubiquitinase activity. The transcript has 5 exons. Gene Ontology annotation, biological process: protein deubiquitination.
CGCAUGUGCCAAAGAGAGAGAGCGAAAGAACGAGAGGGAGGGAGGAAAAUAGGGAGAGAGAGAGAAAAGUGUCAGAGACAAAGGAGUGAACUGGGUUUGAGAAAAGAUGAGUUUUUAAGGCUCAGCUUUACCUACGUUUCACCACCGGAAGUGGACGAGAAGGGUCAGCAUCCUGCUGCUGCUGCUGCUGCUGCUGCUGCUGCUGUGGCAGCUGCGGUGUCUGUUCCAGUGACAGAAGGGCCUUGAUGGUCUUCUGUCAGCUGAUGGAAAAAAGUGCAGAGCUGUAUAGUCCUGGUGACUGAAUGGAAGGAACCGUCAACAGGCUGUGAUGAUGGAGGAAGUGGAAACACACAAAGAUUGUUGACACCACUGGUGCUGCUGCUUUUUCUUUGUAUCUUUAAUUUUCUUCUGGCCAAACCCGUCUGCACCUCCUGUUUGUCCUCACCUCCCUCUUGUCCUUUUGACAGCUGUCCUUCAAAGGGCAGGUGUAUUUGUGCCAAACGGCCACAGGUCUCAUACACCUCUCAACCCCCACCUCCUCCUCGUCCCCACACCGAGACGCAAAACCUCCUCUCCUCCAAGCAGCUGAGAGGUUGCUAUGGUAAUGGUCGUCAUGAUGUGGAUGUAGCGUCCUGACGGUAGUAGUUGUGGAGGUAGUGGUGGAGAGGGAGGAGGAGGGCGCAGAGGCCUUGGUGGUGCAGGUGAGCAACCAGGGAUGGGAAGUGCACUGUAUUUGUCUGAUGAGUGGAAGGGAAAAGGACGGGGUGGUCUUCAGGAGCUGGGCUGCAUGCCCUGGAAGGUCAGCAAGCAGAAAAUUGGAGGUGAGGGUGGAGGAGGAGAGGUGAUGGUGGGAGCAGAGGAGAGAAGGUGCAGGGAUCCCAGGGACUCUCAGCAGCAGCAGGAUCUUUCAUCCUCCUCUUCCUCCCUCACCCAAUCUGCGCCUCCUCACUCCUCUCUGACUCCUCCAGUCAUUUACCAUGAGAAGCAGCGGAGGGAACUCUGUGCCCUGCACGCUCUCAAUAACGUCUUCCAGGACGGGACCGCCUUCAGCCGGGACACUUUACAGGAGAUUUACCAGAGGCUUUCUCCCAGCACUCUGGUGACCCCUCAUAAGAAGAGCAUGCUGGGAAAUGGGAACUAUGAUGUUAAUGUCAUAAUGGCGGCCCUGCAGACCCGAGGGUUUGAGGCAGUGUGGUGGGAUAAAAGAAGGGACGUGGCCAGCAUCCAGCUGUCUAACGUGACAGGCUUCAUUCUCAACGUGCCAUCUAAUCUGCGCUGGGGGCCGCUGAGGCUACCGCUCAAACGCCAACACUGGAUUGGGGUCAGAGAGGUCGGCGGAGUCUACUACAACCUGGACUCCAAGCUACGCAGCCCACAAGUCAUCGGUGACCCAGAGGAGCUCAGGAAGUUCCUGCGUCAUCAGUUGCGAGGAAAGAACUGUGAACUCCUGCUGGUGGUCUCAGAAGAGGUGGAGGCCCGCCAGACGUGGCGCUCUGACGGCUGAGCAGGGUUCAACCAGCCAAUAGCAGCUUUACCUGGUGGGAGGGGCCAAUCAGAGAUGGAGGAGAGGAAAGAGGAAAAACAUGCACCGCCAAACUUGUGGCACAGAUGUAAUUUUUUCCUCCUUUUCUUUUGGCCUGUGUUUACACAGCGGCCUUUGCUGAGCUCUUAUCUGAUGUUAGCUGCAGCGGCAGUGAAGGAAACAAACACUUUACAGGGAGAAUCGCAGUCCUUUACUCCAACACGGUCCAGACUUAUGACUGGUUAACAUUCUGUUUCUGGCAUUUUUUAUAUAUAAUGACUAUUUUUCAAUGUCAUUUGAUCUGUUAAUUUUUUUUUACCAUUUUCUUAUGGUUUGAAAAAGAAAAGACGUGAAUCUGUCUGUUUUUCAUCAGUGGUUUCUGUUUGUUUUCAUGUUUCAACAGGAAGUGCGCCCCCUAUCUGCCACAUUGUGAUUCCCUCUCAUUGCUCUUGCUCUAUUGUCACUCAGUCAUGCUGCCAACUUUGUUCUUUCAUCACUUUUCCAACACUUUCUGGUGUAGUCCCGGUGCCAGCACCGAGCACAGGCUGCGCUGACGUCACAAGAGUUUCAUCAGGCAACAAAGCAAUGCAAAAGACAGGUCGAGCACUCCCUCUAGUGGAGGUUUUUCUGCACUUUCCCCCCUCUAUUCCAUUCUUUUUGUGUUUAUUAAUGCUUGUUGUCGUCAAAGAAAACAUUUUAAAGAAAAACAUACUAUAAAAAAGAAGCCUAAUAAUUGAACAGUUAGCAGAAAUUGAAAAUUUUAAACCAAGUCCUGUCAGUUGACGUGGAGCUUUUGAUCACGUGUCACAGUGCUGAUCUGGAUUUAUUUUUAAAAAUCAAAAGUUGCUGUUUUUUGGUUUUGGAAUCUGAGGUUGAAAAUUCCAUUACGUCUAGUUUGUCAACUUGCUUUUUUGAUAAUAACAAGGAGCAUUUUAUAGUAGCAACAUCUUAAUUAUUUUGUAGCUGUCAAGGACUGUGAGGAAAAAUGAUCAAAAGCUUCAGAACUGCAGAGCAAAAGUUCUUCAAAUGUUACUGUGACAGAAACAUAUCGUUAUCAUUAUACAAAAGUAUUAAAAUAUCACUAAAUGUUGUAGCAGCUGUGGUCAAAAUGUGAUGGGCUUAAGAUCAGUUGUGUGCGACUCUUAGGUGUUGCUGUGUUUAACACAGAGAGGGAUAUUUGUUUAUGUCAACAUUAAUGGAGGCAAAGAGGAAGCACAACAGCACAUUUGAGUCAGGAAUGCUCAAUGGUUGAAGUUUCCUAAGUGUUUCUCAGUCUGGGUGAACCAUUUAGCUUAGCUACAUAUCAGGAUGUCACCACGUAUCUGUAAAAGCAAAGGUCAGCACAAACUAGCCAUGGCUACACUGAUGUCUUACGCUAAAGAGUCAUCAUCUAAAACCUACCCUUUUAGCUCGUAUGCCAACAACAAAAAAACUGCCUUUACAGUUUAGUGUCUGCCAUGGCAUGAUGGAUAAAAGUUUUUCCCUAAACCCAACAGAGUUACUCUAACUCCAAGUCAACCGUUACAAUUCAAAUUCUUCAUUCAUCAUCUUGUCUUGUAGAGAGACACAGCACACAAAAUGUUACAUACACCAACUAGUAAAAUCUGUAACAGUAAAAAAUCAGUUACAGGGAAAACAAACAGACAGCUGUGAAAUGUCAAACAGACACUAAGGCAGGACACGCCCCAGAGGAAUAUUCUGACUUUUUUUCUCCUUUUCUUCUCCCCUGAUGCACAAUCACUCAGCUAAACCCCUCCCUUUUCUCUUAUCCAGCUGCUGAAAUUCUCCUGUUGAACCUGUCAGAUUGACAUCACCCCCAGAGUCAGUCCUGUACAGUCAGCUGUCGGUUGUUCCUGCAGAUGGAGAAAUGGAAAGUUGUCAGGGGGAGAAAACAGUGGAUAGAGGCCAGUGUGACUGAGAGAAGUGGUAGUUGAUGGAGCUACUGAAUUAUUAUGAGACACAACAGUACCAGAACCUUAGUACCAGGAUCUCCCAAAGUGGUUAGAAUGUGUCAAAAGCAGCACAGAGUUCUCAGCCCUAGUUCCUUUUAACCAGAAUGGGGUAAAUCUUGACCCUUCAGGAAGUUCAGUACUGGCUGAUAAUCCUGUCUUGUGGGCGGAACUAUUUUGAGGCAGUAAUGGUCCUUUUUGAAAAACCCCUCAUAGUUCCUGGUACUGUUUAUAGUAUAUUUAGGUAAAUUGUUUUAUAAAUGCUAUAUACCGAUUUUUUUUCUAUUAGUUCGGCAGGUCAGCUGGACCUCAGCUGUAAUUGUUGAGUACUGAUGAAUGGAAGUGUAGCAGCCUACUACUGAGCAGUGUAAGGAAAUAUCAGGUUUAAAAAACCUGGCAUCUGCUCAGUCCUCGGAUCUCCAGGCUGGAAAAUCAGACUUUGAUUUGUAUGAGGUCUGAGGUUGUUGUGCAAACACAGGGAGCUGCUGUUCCAGUUCUCAGAUUGAACCAUGUCCACUCUGCUAGAAUGCUGUUUGUUGAUUAUGAUGUUGGCCUUAACCCGUUUACAUUGAAGUAUAAAUUGUCUACAUUUCUAUUACGUGUUGCUCAAAGAUUAGGAGGAAGAAUUCACUUGCCAGGAGGAUGAUAUACUACCUUAUACAACUACAUAUGCAGAUCCACCAAUCAGUGCUGUUUUGUUUCCUUAAGCUAUUCAGAUCUUCAUAUAAUUGCAGGAGAAUCUUUUUUAUGCUGAUGAUCACAUGACUUAUUUCAUCAAGCCCUGUCUUAUUUUGGAAGGUUUUGAUCCUGGCUGUGGAACUUGAAAUAUCUACAUGGAUGAUGAUGGUGAUGAUGGUGAUGAUGCAGCAUCUCUGGAACUGAUCACUUCAUCACCAGUGUCUCACGGUUUGCUUUCAGAUUCUUUUUUUUUUUUUUGCCAUGACAAUCCACAGAGUUCCUCCUGUUUAGAGAAACCUGAUUCUCACUGUAUUUUUCCUGGUUUUGUUUUGUUAAUUUCAAUUUUGCAUACAAAUAAAAAAGCUCAUAAUGGCACUUUAUGUAGAA